ACUCAUUAACUUGUGCAUGGAACAACCUUCUUAUGCUUUCUAGUAUGCUGCUUGGCUAGGUCAUGAUUAGUUCCUGCUGGAGCUUGAAAAUUGAAACUCCAACAAAUUGGGCUGUGAGAAGACAAUUGUAUUGGGCUUACAAGUCUUCAAUAUAAUAGCCGAGAGUUAAAUACAUGUGGAAGGCGAAUAGCUUAGACUUUCAUUCUCGGGAAUUGAGGGUUUUAUACCUGGGAUCUCCAGGUCUCAGCGUGUGGUUUCACUGCUGGAUCAAGUUCUCCGGGGUUUUCCAUCAAAAGAAAAUCGGCUCUGGUAGGUUUAGAUGGUGGUUGGAUUGAACCAUCAGCCCCUUAAAGAUGGUAAGGGAAAACGAAGUAGCUUACUGUUUUCAAUUCAAUGCGUGUGUUUUGAUGAUGCCUUUUGAUGAUUUGCUAAGACAUGGGGCAUGAAACUCAAGGGGGUUGAGAGGACAAAUAUCGGCGUAUGUUUCUCUUUCAAGUAAAUCCCAGUUCGCAGA
This is a messenger RNA of Rubroshorea leprosula, 514 nucleotides long. NCBI's taxonomy places the organism in Eukaryota, Viridiplantae, Streptophyta, Magnoliopsida, Malvales, Dipterocarpaceae. The record is from the annotation of a GenBank genome assembly.